AUGUUCUGCAGACCGCCCUCGGUUUCACCAGUGCUGGCAGUGUCUACGUCAGCGCCCGCCAUCAAAUCCUUCGACGUGGCAUCCGGCGCGUCCCUGGGCGACGUGGCAGCGCGCCACCCUGGCACGGUGACGGAUUUAGGGUUUGCAGAAGCGGCAUUCGGAGGGGCGGGGCCAGGAAAGGAGGUGCUUCUGUCGUCGUCCUCCGAAUCCGCUGUUUACGUUUGGGACGCGCGCGCUCGAUCGCAAGCGGGCGUCUUCCCCGCGCAUGGGGGGGCGGGCGAGCUGUGGAGCUGCAGCGGGGGAGGGGGGAGCACAGGUCACCUGCUGGCGGCAGGGGCGAACUCACAGGUGAGGCGCGCCCCUACUCCUCCUCGCCCCCCCCAUAAGUCCGCUCUUCACUUGGCGGGUGCGUUCCCCGCGCCGCGUAUGGGGGACCAGGCGAGCUGUGGAGCUGCAGAGGGGGGAACGCAGAGCACUUGUUGGCGGCAGGGGGCAACUCACAGGGCACCUGCUGGCGGCGGGAGGCAACUCCCAGGUGAGGCGUUGACUGGGGGAGGUGGCAUCUGGCAGACAGUUGGGACAAUCCUGCAGCGGGGGAGGGGGGUCUACAGGGCACCUGCUGGUGGGGGAGGUGGUAUCUGGCAGAUUCUCCUGUGGGACAUGCGCUCCACCCGGCUGUUGGGGCGACUUGAGGACGCUCACACAGAUGACGUCACUCAGGUUCGCUUCCACCCUCUCCACCGCACUGCACUCCUCUCAGCCGCGCUCGACGGCCUCAUCUGCCGCUUUGACCUCUCUCCACACCACGAGGCAUCACUCUCCGCCUCGGCAGUAACCACCCCCGCAGCGACAGCAGCAGCAGAGCGUUAUGCGGAUUCCGACCCGCUCCACACCCCCCUUUCCUGCUGUUUCCCUCCUGUGGCCGUCCUCCCCUCUUCUCCAUCCCUCCCUCCUCAACCCUCCUUCUCUUGCCCUAAGCAGGUGAUAAGUCCUGGCACAUCCAUCUCUCGCAUUGGCUUCUUUGGCCCGUCUGCCUCUGCUCUUUGGUGCCUCACCAGCGUUGAGACUCUCAGAAUAUCUGAAUUUUCCCAUUCCGCCUCCCCUUGCCCCACCUUCCUCUCCCCUACUCCUCCUCUCAAUUUCCCUCCAUCUCUUGUCCUCCUCAUCUCCUUUCCUCCCCUCCUCGCCCUCCUCCCCCUCCUCGUUCUCCUCCCCUCUUCCCUUCCACUCCUUCCCCCCCUCUCUCCCCCUCUCUCCCACUCUCUCCCCCCGCCAGCCUCUGGGAUCUCUGAACAGGCGAUCCCAAUGCUUCCGUUCAUGAUAUUCAUGACAUGCCUUUCCCCGUCUCCCCUCCUCAUCUCCUCCCCUUCCCUCCUCUCCCCCCCACUCUCUCCCCCCGCCAGCCUCUGGGAUCUCUGGGCGGGCGAUCCCAUUGCUUCCUUAGACAACAUUCGGUCAACUCUUUCUGAAAAGUGGCCCCUGCAAGUCCCUGUGAGUGUUCUCUUUCCCUUGGUGCGUCUGAAUCUCAGUUCAGGUGGAUUAUCUGACAGCCUGUGUCUAUUCCCCUCGCCCCCCCACCCCCCACCCACCCCCUCUUUGCCGGUUCCCACUUGUGUUACUUGUGUCAUGCCGCCUCCUUCCCUUUCUCCCUCCCCUCCUCCCUCAGUCUCUCCCUCUGAGGGGAGUGACUAUGCCCCCUCACCCACUCCCCUCACCCACUCCCCUCACCCACUCCCCUCUGCCUCUUUGCCCCUUCAUCUCUCUCUACUUGUCUCUACUCUCCCCCCUGCAUUGGCAUUUUCUCACCCUCUCGCUCUCGCUCUCUCUCCCCCACUGCCCAUACAGGUGGAUUAUCUGAUUUCCUGUGACUACUCCCCCUCGCCCACCCCGCGCCUACGCCUCUUUGCCGGUUCCCACCUGGGCCAUGCAGCCGCCUUCCCCAUCUCCCUCCCCCACACCGUCUCCAACCCAUCCCAACCUUCGGGACCCGUUACUGCUGCUGCGGCCGCUGCUCGUAAUGAUGACGAUGAUGCUAUGAUGUCAGAGGAUCCACUUGGCAGCAGAGUGAGCGUGCCACCUGGCAGCUGCCAGGUCAGCGGCCCGGACAUGCUGUUAUCAGGGGCUCACUCAGGGGUGGUGAGGGAUGUGGGGAGAGUGGCACUGCCACCAUCUCAUGCAGGGACAGCUGUUGCUUACUGGACAGGGGGGGAGGAUGGGUGCUUGUGCCAAUGGGAGGGGAUCGAGGGGCAGGAGGAGGGGGUGGAGGGCGAAGGGGUGAAGGGGAGGGCUCACUCAGGGGUGGUGAGGGAUGUGGGGAGAGUGGCACUGCCGGCACCUCACGCAGGGACGGCUGUUGCUUACUGGACAGGAGGCGAGGAUGGGUGCUUGCAAUACACUAGCUUGCACUACACAGACAUGCUGUUAUCAGGGGCUCAUUCAGGGGUGGUGAGGGAUGUGGGGAGAGUGGCACUCCCAGCAUCUCAUGCGGCUGUGUCUGGCGGAAUGGCUGUGGCGUUUUGGACAGGAGGGGAGGAUGGGUGCUUGUGCCAAUGGGAGGGGAUCGAGGGACAGGAGGAGGGGUUGGAGGAUGGAGGGGCGAAGGGGAGUAAGCGGAAGGGCAGGGCAAGGGGAAGGAUCGAUUCAAGCCGUACUAGUUUACUCCACACAUGUUUUUGA
Molecule: messenger RNA, 2676 nt
Organism: Closterium sp. NIES-65
Lineage: Eukaryota; Viridiplantae; Streptophyta; Zygnematophyceae; Desmidiales; Closteriaceae
Source: the annotation of a GenBank genome assembly